This is a messenger RNA of Ornithorhynchus anatinus (platypus), 6769 nucleotides long. Its product is annotated as KIAA0930 ortholog. The record is from RefSeq and is a predicted model, not a curated record. Lineage: Eukaryota; Metazoa; Chordata; Mammalia; Monotremata; Ornithorhynchidae. The transcript has 10 exons. Bases 54 to 1418 code for a protein of 454 amino acids.
AGGCCGAGAGGGCCGGGGAGGACGAGCGGGCCGGGGAGGACGAGCGGGCCGGCAUGGCCGCGGCGAGGCCCCGCGGGCGUCCGGUGUCGGCGGGCCCGGUGAGCGGGAGCGGGAGCGGGAGCGGGGCGGAGGAGCGUGCGGAGCCGUGGGGCCCCGGCGGGGCGGCCGAGCGCUCUCUGCAGCGGAUGCUGCGGGCCAUCGUGGACGAGAGGAGCCGCGUCACCGGACGCCAGGACCUCGGCGGCCUCGGGGGCUUCAAGGACGACCGCAUCGUAUUCUGGACGUGGAUGUUCUCCACGUCCUUCAUGGAGAAAUGCUCCCCUCGCCAGGACGACAUGCUCUUCUACGUCCGCCGCAAGCUGGCCUAUGGAGGCAGCGAUGGGGCCGAGGGCAGAAAGGCGGGGGCGGACGUGGAAGCAGAGAUGGAGGCGGAGGUGGAGGUGGAGGUGUACCGCAGGGACUCCAAGAAGCUGCCCGGCCUCGGCGACCCAGACAUGGACUGGGAGGAAUGUGUCUACUUGAACCUUGUCCUACAGAAGCUGGACUACACGGUCACCUGUGCCGUGUGCACACGCUCAGAUAGUGGCGACAUCCACAUCCACAGAAAGAAGUCUCAGCAAGUGUUCGCCUCUCCGAGCAAGCAUCCUAUGGACAGCAAAGGAGAGGAAUCCAAGAUCAGCUACCCCAACAUCUUCUUCAUGAUCGACAAUUUUGAAGAGGUGUUCAGCGACCUGACCGUGGGCGAGGGGGAGAUGGUCUGCGUGGAACUGGUGGCCAGCGACAAGACGGACACGUUCCAGGGGGUCAUCUUCCAGGGCUCCAUCCGCUACGAGGCCCUCCGGAAAGUCUACGACAACCGGGUGAGCGUGGCCGCCAGGGUGGCCCAGAGGGUGAGCUUCGGCUUCUACAAGUACCACCCCAUGGAGUUCGUGCGCAUGAAGGGGCCGCAGGGCAAGGGCCACGCCGAGAUGGCCGUCAGCCGCGUGGCCACCGGGGACACGUCGCCCUGCGGGACGGAGGAGGGCUCCGACCCCGCCUCCCCGGUGCACGACAGGGUGACGUCGUUCAGUACGCCCCCCACCCCCGAGCGCAGCCACCGCCCCUCCUUCUUCUCCCCGUCCCUCAAGAGGAAGGGGCCCCGCAACCGCAUCACCGAGAUGAAGAAGUCGCACUCGGCCAACGACAGCGAGGAGUUCUUCAGGGAUGACGACGGGGAAGCAGAUCUGCCCCUCCCGAGCAGCCUGCGGUCACGGUCCCUGUCGGGGACGGGGCGCUCUCUGGUCGGGUCCUGGCUCAAGCUCAACCGUGCGGACGAACGCUUCCUGCUCUACGCCCACCUCACCUACGUCACCCUGCCGCUCCCGCGCAUCCUCACCGACAUUCUGGAAGUGCGGCAGAAGCCCAUCCUGAUGACAUAGAGGAGGAGGAGGAAGAGGAGGAGGAGGAAGAGGAGGAGGAAGAGGAGGAGGAGGAGGAGAGACUGGUGGCGUGGUGCUGCCUGGAAGCUGCCAAGUGCCUACUGCAGUGGUUUUCUGCACCAACACUAUCACCUAGUGGCAGAAGGGUGCACCUCCAUGGGAGAAAAACCAGGGAGAGUCUCUCUGUCUCUCUCUGUCUCUGUCUGUCUCUGUCUCUCUCUCUCUCUCUCUCCGUCUCUUUCUUCCUCCCCACCUCGAAACCAGCCAAGCUCAAGUGCCUCUUUCUUCUUCCCUCGACGGGCCUCGAGUCCCACGCGCAGCCCCGCGGCAGAGCGGCACGUCCAGCGUCCGGGCUCCGGAGGAGGAUGCAACAGCAGAGCGGAACCUGAGGAAAGAAAGAAGAAAAACCCCAAACGCUCGACGAACGACCGGUGGACGGUUUCUACUUUCCGGCAAAGUGGACGGGGAGCGCCGGACUUGAUGUGCUCUGUUCAGAAAGCCACGGUUCGCAUUUCAUAAUGACAUACCAAUGAGUUCCACGUGAAACCCCGCCCGGCCCCCACCAUCAGCCCCCUUCCCCAUCCGCCCCUGAGUGGCCGUGCGGGCGCGGAGGGCUCGGCGGCGGUGACGAGAGACGACAUUCCUCCGCCUCUGUCUGUGGCGCGGAUUCUCCAACCUGUUUACGGUGGGGUGCCCCCCUACCCCCGGCCAAAGAACAAGAAAAUCAAAGUGAGACCCCCCCCCCCGCCGCGGCUGGAAAGGGCCGAGUCGGACCCUCACGUCCCUGGGCACCGGCCGCCCGUCAGCUGGCCGAUCCCCGGGCCCCUCUGUGGCCCACGCCCGGCCCCCGGGCGGUGGGGGGUGGGCGAUGUCCCGGCCUCUCGGGCUCCCCCGGGUUUGGACGUGGCCCUUGAGGGCUGACCUCAUCGGUCGUCCAGAUGCAUUCGAGGACAGAGAAUUGGCUGUUGGAAGAAGUACGUGCAGCGUCUUCAGCAUGCUUCUGGGAGAGUUUUUCAGGCCUUAGAGUGUUGCGCAGCGUGUGUGUGUGUGUGCGCGUGGGUCUGUCCGCCCCGCCCUUUCCCGGGACGGUCAUAGUGGGGCCUCGUUCUUAUUUCAGGGCGCAGGACCCCGGACGGUCCCUACAUGUCCAUCCGUGUCCCCUCCCACCCCCAGCCCUCGGGGUGAGACCGUUCGACCGCCAGCGGGGUUUGCAGGGGAGCCGACGAUUCCCGAGGAGCAGUCGGGCCGGGUCAGAUCUUCACUUAGCGCUGCCUGGCCCCCGGCCGGUCAGGGCCAAGGGGCAGCGAAGGGACUUGUUGAGCACCCUCUUGGGGGCAAUGCACUGUACAAGUAGUAGAUGUAGUAAUAGUGGUGGUGAUGUUUAUUGAGUGCCCCUGGGGGCAGUGCACUGUAGUGUUGGUAUUUACCGAGUACCCCCCGGAGGCGAUGCACUGUAGUGUUAUUUACUGAGCGCCCCUGCGGGCCGGUCACUAGUAUUGGUAUUUAGCGAGUGACCUCAAGGGGCAGGUCACUGUACUGAGCACUCGGGACUGCGCCCCACCUGAUUAUCCCUCUCUUUCCCAAAGGCUUUGGUGCCCACGCUGGAAGCCCUCGAUCGAUACCUCGACCGGGGAAGUGCCCCUUCCAGGAGCGGUGGCUCGGAAGGCGGGCGGUCGGCACGUCGGUGCGUCCGCCUCCCCAGGGGGCAAGCCCCGUCCGCCCGGCAGGGACCCCGCGGGCGCCUCGCUCACUCGGGCUCCGGGGCGUCCCGGCCUGGCGGUUUCGGGGCGACCCAGCCGGACCGGAGGUUGGCAUGGAGUUUUGGGGUCUCCGCCGGAGCAGGCGCUUACCUGGCUUUAACGCUCCUUCACCCGGCCCCGGCCCAUCGCCGGGCAUCAGGCGGUGGUGGCCGGCUCAAGCCCCCAGAACCGUAUCUCCUGAGCUGUUCAGCUCCGGGCGCUGCUCCAGCAGUGAGACGGGUUUGCGGGCGGGCAGUCCAAAGGUUGGAGCAGCUUGAAAAUAUGUCGGGGGUGGGGAAGGAGCCCCCUGCAGUCAGCCCCCUACCUCUGGUCCAGAAGCAGAUUGGUAUCCUUCCGGGCGUCCGAGACCCCACUCUGACCUCAGGCGAGGGCCAGACCAGUUCUCAGCAGAUUUGGGCCACCGGGCGAGGCUCACUCUCAGACCUCCGUGUCCUGGGCUGGCAUCUCCUCGCUCAUCGUGCAGGGGGCUGCUGCAGCCGAAAAGACCUCUGGUGGCGAGAGGAAUUGGAGGCCGAGGGGAACCCCCGUUGGUUCUCACCCCGGGAACGCCCCCUCCCCACCUUCCGGUGCCCUCCAGAACCGCUCCGUCCCUCAGAAGCCAAAUGUCGUUUGGAACUCCAGAUGGUCCUGACCGUACGGCCCUGUGAUGGGCCCAAAGAUCUGCCAGCCGCCAGGCCCUGGGCUGAGGGGUGGGGGGCAGGACUGUGGCAACGUCUGUGGGGACCGGUGAGGGUCCCUGCGCCCCACUGCUUCCCGGGGGCUUUCCUGAACCUAGCUGCCUCUAGGAGUCGAGCUGAGGGUUCAGCUCAGUCUUGGACCCGGCUCCGUGGGCAGUGGGCUCCCGCCUCUGGUGGACCCGCGGGGGGGGGGGGCGGGGAGGCAAGAAGUGGUGUCCGGAGGGGCAGGGAGGCGUUGGAAGGUCCCAGAACUCCCAGUUGGCUUUGAAGGAUGCGCUCUGCUCCGUGCCCACAAAGCCAAAGUUGACAUUCCAGGUCCCGCACGUGUCUUCCCUGUGUCGGACCCUGCGAGGAAAGGUACAAACUGGCCGGUGCCUGAGGCUCCCCAGGAAGUGAAGUCUCCCUAGGCUCAUAGCAGCUUUCUGAGCUCCUUCUCAGAGAAGGGAGGAAGAGAGAGAGUGACAGAGGAGGAGGACAGGGCCGACAGAAGGGGGAAACACCAAGAUCGUUUGCCCUGUUGGGCUCUUGAGCCUGAGGAUGGCAGGAGGCUUCCGUCCAGAAAAUGUUUUUCCCUCAGCAUCUGUUUGGGGAAAUUUGUUCUUCCAACAGUGCCGACCUGGAGACCGUAUCUUUCCCUCGACCUCGGAUGGUGGCAAAGGUGCGGGAGAGCGGCUCCCUGGCCUCAGGGCAUCGGCCGUGUCUGCUCAACCUUGCAGCCGUCCUCUUGGUUUUCUCUUCACCCGCUGAUGGCAGGGUGGGGAGCGGGUGGCAAGGUCUGUGCCUCACGAGGUCUUCCUGCUCCGGCGAAGCCAGCGUCGGGGGCCAACGGGUGAAGGUUCAGCCUGGGAGCUGAGGCAGUCCUUGGCCUUGAUCCGGUCGGACUCCCGGUUACCCUGUUGCAGCCAGCGCGCUUCCAGAAAGCGACCUGUCUUAAGAAGUAGCCAUGAGAAGUGGGACUUUGGGCCACAGCUUUCCAAAGUCUCUAAGGGAAGAGUGAGUUGAAGUGAUGAGUUCAUGUCAUGUUUUAGGCUCUCGUUCCCAAAGCAGCCUCGCCUAGGGAUCCGGAGAUGGUCACGGUAGUUUGUGUGUGAUUGGUUCUUGGCAGGUUUGGGGUUUGAGCACCCAGAGGCCCACCAAGCCACGCGCACCCUGAGGGGGAAAGGUAGGGAGCCUGAAGUGGGUACUUGCUGACUGAAUUCUUUCAUCUCCACCUCUUUUCACCCCCCUUUUCUCCCUCCUCUUCCCUUCCUCUUUCUCACCCUUCUCCAGGGGCUGGAGAAAUGUUCCCUGCACCCCUGCCCACUUUUAAUACCUUUCUUUUAAAGUUAUAUAAAACAUGCCGAAAAUUCUGUGACCAUUUCAGAAAGACCUUCCCUGCUCUGAUGCUUAAGCAUUCGUUUUUUUCUGUUUUUAUUUUUUUUUUUUUUAAGAAAAAUGUAUUUUAGCACUAUUUUGUUGGGUCACCGUGAUAGGAACAGGUGUGCUGCUAUGUGUAGGGAAGUUUUUUUCUUUUUUAAAAUUUCCCACAGAUUGAAUGCUUCCUCUAGUCAUAGGAUAACCAGCCCCUAAAUUCUGCAGAAAGGAGCCCUCCCACCCUUCUGUUUGCUAGUUGUCCCCCUGCCCCAGCGAGGGAGCUGGGUGAUUAUUUUAGCAGACUCUAGUGACGAUGGGGAGCCGCGGCCAAGGUGAUAGUGGCCGAUGGCCAGCUACCGGAACCGAAGCUUCGGUGCCAGCUUAGAGCCUGCGUCGAGGUGACUCGGGUUACCCAGAAAGAGUGUCGGGGACGGGUUUGGCCAGUGGCAUGGCAGGAGCAAGGGGCACUGGGCAUGGGGCUCCGAGGGGCCUUCCCAAAUCCACGCUUGUGGUGCCCCAUGGGGAGAGGUCAUCAACAAGCCUUUACCGAGUUCCCCGACCAGAGGGACGAGGGGCUCUUCCCCAGGUGGGGGGUGGUCCUGCUAGGAUUUGUCUCUCCCCCCGGUCCAUCCGUCCAUCCAUCUGUCGCCUCAUCUUCCUUCAGGUGGCCCGUUGUGUAGCAGCAGAGCUAAUGACCCCAGUGGCUCCCUGCUCUCCUUGCACUGGGGGAUAUAAAGUGGGUGGGCAUGUGGUGGGGGCUUCUAUGAGGACUGGGGUAGGGGGGCCUGGCCCAGUUGUCACGGCCGUCUCAUUGGCAGCAGCCGGGGGCGUCAGGCCGGGGAUCAGCGGCGCGGUUUGUGCCCGGGCUCCAGAGGUCAGAGGUCAUCCAAGAAGACGAGUCCCUGGAGAAUGACCUGGCCUGGCCGUGAUGAUGUUGGUGCCCCAGAGAAUGGCCUGGCCGAAGUGAUAUUGGCACCCUUAGAACCCGGGGCAAACUCCCGCUCCGAGCGGCCGCAGGGACCGACGGGCUGAGAGCCCGGUCAGGGUCCCCGGACCAGGCUCGCUCACCUCUGUCUCCCAGGUUGUUCCUCCGAUGGGAUGAAACUUUCCAGAUCAGAGGGUCACGCAGCCCUCAGGGGCCGGAGUGGGCGGCAGAAGUGGCUGCUUCCAUUGGCGGCUCUGUGGAGGGCAGAGACAGGGUCAGCCCCCCACCAAGGCCAAAUUGGAGGCGAAAACGGCCUUGUUCCGCAGACGGCCUUCUCAGUCUCCACCUCCUGUGGGGGAUCAGAGCGUGAACAGCUGGAGGUUUCUAGGGGGAGCAGAAAGGGAGAGGGAGUUGAAGACACCAUCGAUAAACUACAGGUGAUGCAGUCCUCCGAAAAUGACCCCCCCAAAACCUCCCCAAGUCAGGACACUUGGUGUGAACACGUGAUCUGAUGCCGUCCGGCCUCUUGUCCAAUGCGGGGUGCCAACACUGCUGUAUAACUUUUUUCUGAAAUAAUGUUUCUCUAAUGCCAAUUAAAAUCCGGUCAUUUUAAAAUAAAUUUGCCUUCAAGUUUUA